This is a messenger RNA of Botrytis deweyae, 1012 nucleotides long. RefSeq lists its product as uncharacterized. Lineage: Eukaryota; Fungi; Ascomycota; Leotiomycetes; Helotiales; Sclerotiniaceae. The transcript is spliced from 2 exons. Bases 298 to 735 code for a protein of 145 amino acids. The record is from RefSeq and is a predicted model, not a curated record.
AGAGCCACCAUCUCACCCCGCGCCACAUAUAUACGGAUUCUACCCCGCCAGUCAUCAUUUGCAUUUACCCAAAGAAUCCUGCUUUCGCUCUCGAAUCGCAUGCUCAGUCCUCGAAACUCCGUUCUCUUUCUCGACCUUUCGGUUGCUGAACGGAAAGCUUGAGUGUGAAACAAACAAUUGCAUAUUUAAAAACACCCCGAGUCCGAAGUCGUCUCCAAGUCAGUCUGGAAGUUUAGACUUCCUGAAGUACAGAAUACGAGUCAGACUGGGUUCAGGACUCAGGUACCUGGAAGAAAUAUGAAAGCUCUCUCACUACUCAUCGUCUGGAGUUUCUUGUCGGUUAUUAUUGCUUCGUUAUUGUCGGCGCCGACUCCGGUUUUCACGGCUACGACUACUAUUUCUGCAUCGUCAUCAUCGAAGCCAUUCUUGGCUCGAAAAGAUUGGAGGAAUGGGAAUCCUCGGGAAGGAUUCCAAGUCUCUAAACCGAGCGAAACGAGUGGAGAAGAUCCGUUAAUCACAGUCGCGCCAAGUGCAGAAGAGAUUCGGCUUCAGGAAAAAUAUCAUCUGACUACUUAUUGGAGUUGUGUUACGCUGCAGACUUUUGUUCAUUGUGGAUGGCAUGAGCCGAUUCUUGCGGGAGGAACAGAGAUUGCGGGAGCUUCCUGCGGAUCGUGUAAUGCUGGAAAAGUGGCUUUGAUGGCGGCGGGAGCUGUGAUGGUUGCGGGCGUUCUGUGAUGAGAGAUGAGGGUCAAUGUUAGAUUGGGGUGAGUUUGUGGUAAGCGGUUGUUGUUUGGAGGGAUGUGGAUGUGGAUGAAUAGCAAGAUUUUCAUAAAGAGGUAUUGCUGAAUAUCGAGCCGGAUAUUUCGUUUUUGUGCGAAUUAAUGAGAUUUUUGUUAUAUGGGAGGAUUGUUGACCUGCAAUGGAGUCAUAUUGUUUUCGGGUAGAUGGUUACUUAGAUACUAUAUAUGCAAAGCCGGCCGUGUUGGGCCAUGAUAAUACUAAUUAAAUGACA